Molecule: messenger RNA, 1392 nt
Organism: Gryllus bimaculatus (two-spotted cricket)
Lineage: Eukaryota; Metazoa; Arthropoda; Insecta; Orthoptera; Gryllidae
Source: the annotation of a GenBank genome assembly
UCAGGUUUCGUAAACGAAUUGUGUCUGAUUGAAGGAACCGAUGAAGACUGCUUCUCUGACAACGAUUAUGCGACAAUGCCACUUGUUUUAAUUUUUCUUUCACAAUUUGUAUUGGGUGUCGGAACUACUUUAUACUACGCACUUGGUCAAACAUACUUAGAUGACAAUACAAAUAAACGAAGAACGCCUUUGAUGCUGGGUUGUGUACUAGCACUGCGAACAAUUGGACCAGCAUUUGGAUUCAUUUUAGGAUUUGCAUGCUUGAGAAUAUACAUAGCACCAUCACUAACUCCUCUAAUAGAUAAAGAUGAUCCUCGUUGGUUGGGAGCAUGGUGGCUUGGAUGGAUGAUACUAGGAUGUCUCAAAUUAACAGUGGCCCUUCUAAUUUCUCUGUUUCCUAGAGAAUUACCAAAACGUCAUCAGAAAGAGCAUGAAAAUAAUCACAUAUGUGAAGAACAACCAUUGAAAUCACCUUCUUCUCACGAAGCGUCAUUCACACCAACUUCCAAAGUAGAAAAUGAAUCUUCUCUAAGUGCAGGUUUCUUUCCUGCUCUGAAAAGGUUGCUUGGGAAUAAACUAUUAAUGUGCAACAAUUUAUCAACGGUAUUUUAUAUACUCGGUGCUUCUGGCUACAUCACGUUUGUAAUGAAAUACAUGGAAACCCAGUUUCAACAAGCAGCAUCAAGUGCUACAGGAUUCGCAGGAUGUAUUGCAAUUUCUGCAAUGGUCAUCGGAUUCCUAGUUUCGGGAAUUAUUAUUUCAAAAUACAAACCAAGAACACUCUACAUUUUAUCGUGGAACGUGUUAGCUGGAUUAUGUUAUUUUGUGUGUGAAAUAAUAUUUAUGUUUCUGAGCUGCCCAAACAACAAUCCAAAUCUGAAGAACUCAAAUGGACAGUAUGUAUGGAUUAUACAAUUUAUUUAUAUAUUUCACUCAAAAUACAGUACUCUAUUUGAACUACUUCAAGAUUGCAAUGCAGACUGUGGAUGUUCAAAUAAAUACAGCCCCAUAUGUGACGGGGAGACCGGUAGUACAUAUUAUUCCCCGUGCUUUGCUGGAUGUACAGUAACCAGAACAUUAAAUUCAAGUCAAGUAUUUACCAACUGCGCAUGCAUAACGGAGGCAAGAGAUUCAGCACCUUUUCAGAACUCAAUAUCUGAUAGGUACCUGCUUCCAGGUGCGUGUUCCAGUGAUUGUGCUGGAAUUUUCUAUUCAUUCCUCGCCAUUCAAUUCUUCAUGCAUUUUUUGGGAAACACAGGAAAAAUUGGCAACAUACUUAUCACAUACAGAUGUGUGAAGGUUGAAGAUAAAUCUUUUGCUCAAGGACUAACACUCUUUAUGAUAAGUCUUCUGGCAUUUAUACCUGGACCUAUUAUAUAUGGAGUCAUUAUU